Messenger RNA from Carlito syrichta (Philippine tarsier), 888 nucleotides. Its product is annotated as DNA (cytosine-5)-methyltransferase 1-like. The record is from RefSeq and is a predicted model, not a curated record. The annotation marks the transcript as partial. NCBI's taxonomy places the organism in Eukaryota, Metazoa, Chordata, Mammalia, Primates, Tarsiidae. The transcript is spliced from 8 exons.
GCCUCUCUCCUGGUGGUAUGUCCCGGCUUCCCCCGUACCCGGACCAGGGUGGUACGCGCUGCCUCUGCUCGCCGCCCCUCCCCGUCGGUUUCCGCGCGAAAAGCCGGGACCGCCUGCGCCGCCGCCACCUCUGCUGCAGCCUCCGAGAUGCCGGCCCGCACUGCCCCAGCCCGGGUGCCUGCGCUGGUCGCCCCAGCCGGCUCACUGCCCGACGAUGUCCGAAGGCGGCUCAAAGAUUUGGAAAGAAACAGCUUAACAGAAAAGGAAUGCGUGAAGGAGAAAUUGAAUCUCUUACAUGAAUUUCUGCAAACAGAAAUAAAGAAUCAGUUAUGUGACUUGGAAAGUAAAUUACAUAAAGAAGAACUAUCUGAGGAGCGCUACCUGGCUAAAGUCAAAUCCCUGCUAAGUAAAGAUCUGUCUCUGGAGAAUGGUGCUCUCGCUGUCGGUCGGGAAGUGAAUGGACGUCUAGAAAACGGGAGCCGGGCAAGGGGUGAAACCCGAAGAGCGGGAAUGGCGGAGGCAGACAGCUCCCCUAAGCCCGCUUCCAAGCCUCGAACACCCAGGAGGAGCAAGUCCAACGGAGAGGCUAAGCCUGAACCUUCACCUAGCCCCAGGAUUACCAGGAAAACUACCAGGCAGACCACCAUCACGUCUCAUUUUGCAAAGGGCCCUGCCAAACGGAAACCCCAGGAAGAGUCUGAAAGAGCCAAACCCGAUGAGUCUGUUGAGGAAGAAGACAAAGACCAGGAUGAGAAGAGACGUAGAGUUACAUCCAAAGAACUAGUUGCUAGACCUCUUCCUGCGGAAGAACCAGAAAGAGUAAAACCGGGAACAUACACUGAAAAGGAAGAAGAGAGAGAUGAAAAAGUAAAGGCUUGCUUCCUUGAA